Bombus impatiens (common eastern bumble bee) is the source of this 4913-nucleotide messenger RNA. RefSeq names its product proton channel OtopLc. Gene Ontology annotation, molecular function: proton channel activity. Gene Ontology annotation, biological process: proton transmembrane transport. Gene Ontology annotation, cellular component: membrane. NCBI's taxonomy places the organism in Eukaryota, Metazoa, Arthropoda, Insecta, Hymenoptera, Apidae. The transcript is spliced from 9 exons. The record is from RefSeq and is a predicted model, not a curated record. Bases 1 to 2298 code for a protein of 765 amino acids.
AUGGGAGAGAGCUCGCCGGAUCUCAGCCUCCGGCUCCGCCGAGGCAGUUCCGACUCUAGGGAUUCCUUCUACAUGGACUUUGCCCAGGGCAUCGACUCAGACAUCGAGGAGGUAACGCGUCCAGGAGAAAACUCGGACCCGAUGAUGGACAACCAUUUGGAAGAAACUGGGAACGAACUGCCGCUGCUAGAGGACGUGAUGAUCACGAUCCCGGAGGAAGCUUCGGAGGAGCUGCGCGAAGAGGAGGAAGCCGCGGCGAUGGAGGCUGCGUUGCGAACACCCGAGGGCCGCCCAAUAAUUAACACGGAAGCCGAGAAACCAACGCAGCAGCAACUCCCGUCCCAGCUCUCCACGCUUGCCCCGCAAGACUGGCCAGGAUUGCCGGCUGCACUACCGUCGCCGGCUUCACCGUCCGCGGUAAUCGUUUCGCCGGAAACGCUGUCUAGACACAGCAGCAGCUCACCCUCCCGCGCUCACCGGCCACCCCAGUUCGCCCUGGCUCUACCAUGCUCCUCGCAGCCGAUUUCCGCGGUCUGCUAUCCGGCACCGACCUUCCUCGAUGUCGCCGAGGACCGGAAGUGGAAGAAGCUUGGAUGUGACGCCCUGGCAACGACUUUUAGCGCUCUUUACGGAAAGCUGCUGGUCGUCAUGGGAAUCGCUUUUCCCAUGGCUGAAGUAAUAUCCACCUACAUACCGCCAUCGUUCUACGAAGGAUUCUACCUUUACCUCUACUUCGGCAGUAUGAUAUUUCUCGUCUACAUGUACGCCACGUUGCUUCGCGACGGCAAAUCCAAGUCAAGAAGGUCCGCUACGAGUUGUUUUACGAAGAAACGAAAGGACGUGUGCGACCUGGACUCGUCGCGAUCGUCGAGCGGCGCCGGUGGCGACAGCGAUGUUGCGGACACCACGUGUCCGCACGUGACUGCUAUCAAACCAGCUCAACACUACGGAAGCUUUUAUCUACGAAUGGGUGCGGUGGCGUUCGGUAUCGGCUCGAUGAUCUACUCGGGACUGGAAUUUGGUCAGUACUUCGAGCUGGAGCAGAACACCAAGUGCCACAACAUCAUGCUCGCCCUCACGCCGGCCACUAGGAUGGCGUUCAUCUUCAUACAAAUGUACUUUAUAUUUCUGAACAACGAGCAAAUGAAAGUUUAUCGUCAUCGGGUGGUUGCGCGUUUCGGGCUGAUGCACAUGAUUGGAACGAAUCUGUCGGUCUGGCUGAGCGUCCUUGUACAGGAAACGAAACACGAGAUAUUGACGUUCUACAAUCCGGAGAACAACUCGUUAAAGAUCUCCCACAGAUUAGGUUCGAAGGCCAAUCUUAAUCUUGGGGGACAUAAUCACUACCACCAUGGCGAGCACCUGAGGCUACCGAGAGGUCUGAAAGGGCCGCAUCACAUGUUCGAGUGUCGUCGAACCAACAUAAUGGGAUCGUUAGUCCAGGACGCCAGCCCGUUUCUAUUUCCUUGCACGAUCGAGUACAGCUUAAUUUGUGCUGCGAUUCUAUACGUAAUGUGGAAAAAUAUAUCGAAGGCGGCGUUUUCUCAGCCUAAAACACCUCCUGGGUCCCGGCAUCAUGCUCAUGCUUACAGGAGAUCGCCGCAUCACUACAGCGUGGAUUGUGCCCGGGCGCACAAAGGUCUGUUCGUGGGCAUCUUGAUCCUGGUGCUAACGAUCAUCUCGCUAAUUUUAUUCUUCGUGUUAAUAUCGCGUCCAGAAUUGGUCAGCUUCGCCGUCACCGAAGUGAACGUCUGCGAGUUAACGUUAUACGGAAUGUCGACGUUGGCCACGCUGAUAGGGAUGUUCCAGAUGCGAAAGCUCCGUUACGACGGCACCCGAAACCUAGAACUGGACAACAUUCUUCUAGUAGCCGCGCAGACGGGCAUGUUCAUUUAUUCAACGUUCACGAUCAUCGGCGCCCAAUUUACUCUGGCCAAGCACACGAUCUUGGUGCUUAUUACGGCGUUGGCGAGCGUUGUGCAGACUACGUUUCAAACCAUCUUCAUUUUGGACGCGUCAAGGAGAUCUGUCGUCACUGCGAAACAAAUAAGGAGGAAACCGGGUAGAGAGAUCGUGACGUUUCUACUGGUGACGAAUCUGGCGAUGUGGGCGAUUAACACGUUGGAAAAAUCGCGAGCGGAAUCGCACCCGGUGCAAUUGCAUUUCUACGGCCUGUGGGCGUGGACGAUCAUCACGCACGUCUCGAUGCCUCUGGCGAUCUUCUAUAGGUUCCACAGCACCGUCUGUCUGUGCGAGGUUUGGAAAAGGGCGUACAAGGUGAAACCAACCUACAUGUGACGUAAGGGGUCUCGUGAGGUCGUGUACAAGACCACGGCUCCUCAACGACCGAAAACCUUGCCGGGCAGGCUGGAUGCCAUCGCGGAGAACGAUCCAAUUUACUUCAUGUAAUCGCGGAGAAAAGUCUCUUUGUGAGCUACGUGGUCCAAGGUCGACGUCCUUUUACCUCUUCUUCGUCAAAUCCUCGUCCUACGUCCCUGAGGUGUUGCAAAAAGCUGUCGAUACAAUUUACCAAGUUCACUAUGUUAGUCGAGUAUGCGUUUCGAGGCGUUAUGCGUUGUUUUAGGUUGAUUUAGACACGUUAUACGUUAACGAUUUCACGUUAGUAACGCGUUAAAACGAAGCUCGACGAACCGUAGAGGAGAAAGUGGUUGGCAGCCGCGUUUGUUUUCGAUCGUCGAGAAGUUGUGUUAUUUAUUAUCGUUUAGAUAAUUGUAAGAAGCUUUUAUCUCGAAUCGUCGUCGCGUUAAAACGAAUCACGAUGUAUAUACGCAGUUCGUACGUGACGAGAUUCAGGAACGAACUGCGAACGAACGCGCAGACAUUUUGAAAUCUUUUAAUGGUAAUCGAUUUAAGGGAAACAAGUAAAAGAGUAGGAAAGAAUGGAGGCACGAUUAACGACGCACAAUUUUUACCGAGGUUAGAUGUUAGACGAUUAGUCGCUUAGAAUCGUCGAAGCAACGACUGUUCCUUCGAUUUUCUCGGGAACAAUGAGAUUUUUGUUCGAUAAGUAAGCGUUAAGACGAUUUUCUACCGAUCAAAAUAGCGAAUGAGAGAAAAGAGAGAAAGGCAGCGAGUGUGUGUAUACGAAAGAAUGAGGAAAGAAAGAAAGGUCUUUUUUCUUUGAUCGUAAACGUUCGUAAGACUGAAUUCUAAGCAACCUUAGGACGAUGGUUAAGGUGAUAGAAGAACGAUUACGUUUCUGAUGCAAGUCGACCAAAAUCCGCGUUAACCCAGAGAACCCCUGAUCGAUCUGUCCUUCGAUGUUACUCGAAUACUCUCACGGAUAUCCGUCUUCCACGUAGUACAAAGCUGCAACUUAACAUAAUGUCCCUGGUUAUUCGAAUGAAUAAUUCAAAGAGAGAGAGAGAGAGAGAGAGAGAGAAAGAGAGAGAGAGAGAGAGAGAGAGAGAGAAAGAAACUAAAAAAAUAAUCCAACGAUCGAGAGAAACAGAUUACCUAUAGCGAAGUCCUGACUGAACAACUCGAAUAGUUUUUUAUAUUGUUACUACGUAGAUGCUCUCGUCGUAAUUUUUUUACUCGAAGGGAAAGUGGGUUUGAAGUAAUAAGUAUAAAAGUCCAACGCGUCUGUCACGAUAGUUGUACAAAGUAAAUGUAUAGUCUGUUUCUCACGAUUUUAUGCGGCAACGUCUCGCGAUCGAUCGAUCGUGCGCAUUUCGAGGAAACGGAAGCCUCGAGAGUCGAGCGUGCGAGCACACAACGUUUAUCCUAUACAAGUCCACUUGAAUCACAUCGAAAUUGCAAGCCUUCAACGGUUCCUCGCAUGGCGUUGCACGUUAGUCACGAAUCUAAAUUCGAAAUAUCGGUUUGUAGAGAGAAACGCGGUGAGAACGAGCGAGAGGAAGAGGGAGGUCUCAGUUUUAAACAUAGCACCGAAUCGAUGCUUCGUGCGUUACUUCCAACCGUUUCAAAAAAAGAAAACGAAAAAAAAAAGACAAAAGAAAAAAGAAAGAAAGAUAGGUACGUUUAUAAAAAAGAAAUUCACGAGAUUGUUGAACGGUGGCAAUAAUGCAAAAGCAUCGUCCCGUAGAUUCCCAUAGAUUUAUCACGCGAAGUGAUAGAAAGAAAAUGUUAAGAUAAAAAAAGAAAAAGAGGAGAUAAGAUGAAGAUAACGUUCGAAGGAGGAACAGAGUACAAUGGCGAAUCAUAUCAUUAAGCCUUAAUCCGUCGAGUGUGCUGUCCAAUCUCUGAAUAAUUAAAAAAGGAAAAAGGGGUAUCGAAGAAUCGCGAUCGACCGCAACCUUGAAAGAAUUAGCCGAGACGACCUGCUCGAGUGUGUUUCAUACAUUUUCUGCUCAACGGAUGGUUCCACGAGGAGAGACCGAAUGAGAGAGUCGUACCGAUCUAAUCGAUCGGUGUACGAUACUAUUGUUCCGCGAGAAUGCCCGUAUGCGUUUGUUUUACCGCGUGUUGUGUGAGACGACUGCGUGACGAUAUGUGCGUGUGUCCCUUGGGAACAACUCGACGAGAAAAAGAAUGGUCAGGAGAGAGAUAAAGAGGAAACGGGAAAGCGUCGAAAGCGUAAAACGUUCGGUAGAGACAUUUUUAGUAGUUAAACGCGUGUUUGUCGUGCGAUAGGCGCUUUUUUUUUAUUCUUCGUCGAUAAACGAUCACACUUUCAGCGAUACUGGAAAUCUAAGCUGCAUAGUUGAACCGGUUGAUUCUUUUGUAAGAUGUAAAAAUUCGACUGUGAGGCGGCUGUAAAUACGAGGUUUCAAGGAGAAAGAAAAGAAGAGAACGUAAGAAGGAUAAGCGAAGAGAAAAGAUAAGAAAAUGGAUCCUCUCGGUGUUUAGAGCUAGUUGUGUCGACAUGUUUCUUCCUAUAUUAUAUAUAAUAUAUACACAUAUAUAUACAAAUAUAAAUAUAUUUAUUA